This is a messenger RNA of Marmota monax (woodchuck), 856 nucleotides long. Its product is annotated as protein pitchfork-like. Gene Ontology annotation, biological process: regulation of cell projection organization. Gene Ontology annotation, cellular component: ciliary basal body. The record is from RefSeq and is a predicted model, not a curated record. The transcript is spliced from 6 exons. Lineage: Eukaryota; Metazoa; Chordata; Mammalia; Rodentia; Sciuridae. The coding region runs from base 113 to 685 and encodes 190 amino acids. Gene Ontology annotation, molecular function: cytoskeletal protein binding.
CACUUGCUGGCAGCCAGGAUCUGCACCUCCUCCCAACCUCCCCAGCUGGGGCCAGGCAAGAGCCUCUGUUCCCUUGACUACACAGUACACAGAGCUACAGGAGCUGUGGGAGAUGUGCUCCAGCAGAGCUGGGAUGCCGAGUAACUACUCCUUUGGAUCAUGCCAACCCAGGAGGCUCUUUCCUCACUUCUAUCCCCCAAACCGGAUGGGGAACAACUUUCUCCCUCUUAGGGGAUUUCCUCACACAGGGCCUGGAAGUUACAUGACAGAUUCCUAUGGCUUGGCAUACAACUUAACCAAGAUUCCAACCAGUACAAAAGGAUAUACUCUUGGAGCCAGAACAGCUAUGAGGUUUAAGCCAGUCAACAAGGAAUUGACACUUCACCCAGGCAAGUACCAGAGAGUAGAAAAUUGGAAGGAAAAAACAAAGCAAAGUUUUGUUCCAUUUAAUGCCUUGAUGCCUCGAUUUCAGAGCUAUACAAAAGACAAUUUCCCUGGGCCUGGUACAUACAAUCCAGAGAAAAAGCCAUUCCCAAAAAUUACUUGGCCAAUGAAAUUUGGAUCUCCAGAUUGGGCUCAGGUUCCAAGUCUACAGAAAAGAACUCUAAAAGCUGAGCUGUCCACAGACAAAGAAUUUAGAAAGCAUCGGAACCGAGUUGCUUACUUAAGCCUGUUUUACGAUUGAGCAGUGAUCACUUCCUUCACAUGCUUCUCCUGAUCACAGACUCUUCAGAAUAGAGGACAGAGCUGCUCUUGGUCUGCAUCACCACGGCCCUCAUGUCUUUCAGCCCUGGGCCCAGAACGUGUUAAGGGCCUCACAACUGAGAUUUCUGAGCAUAAAAACUGGUUCCAAGUG